This is a messenger RNA of Staurois parvus, 2181 nucleotides long. NCBI's taxonomy places the organism in Eukaryota, Metazoa, Chordata, Amphibia, Anura, Ranidae. The record is from the annotation of a GenBank genome assembly.
AUGCUGUCUUUGAAGAAGUAUCUGACGGAGGGUCUUAUCCAGUUCACUAUUCUGCUGAGCCUGAUGGGUGUGCGUGUGGACUUGGAUUCCUAUCUGCCCUCUCACCUGCCCCCUUUGCACGAGAUCAUCCUGGGGCCUACUUCUGCCUAUACACAGACUCAAUUCCACAGCCUUCGUGGUACCUCUGAUGGUUAUGGGGUUCACCCCAAGAGUGUGGACUUGGACCAGUUUUUCACCUCCCGCAGACUGCUAAGCCGUAUGCGUGCACUGGACAGACUGCAGGUGCCCAGCACAGAGCUUGAUGCCUGGUUAGUGCACAGGGAAGCUGAGAGCUCUGUGUCCAGCGCUCAGACUGGCUCCAGCCGUUCUACGGACAGUCCUCAAAACCUCCCCACUUCAGAGAGCAGCCUCAGGGACAGCUUAGAGAAUGAACAAGGACGUGAAUCAGAGGAACUUGGGGCAUCUGCUCAGUGUGAAAACACAGAACUUGGAAAAGAGGAAAUUGAUCCGAUAGAUAUUUUAUGGCUUCAGGAUAUUGACCUUGGAGCAGGGCGAGAAGACUUUGAGAGUCGCCAUAAUCACAAGGACAAUGAAGAUGUUUGGGAAUCCUUGGGUGAUAGCUCAGGAAGUGAAAAUGUGGAACACCGGUUGCUGGUGGAUGGGGAGACUGGAGAAAAUGUACCUCAGGAGGGCCAAACAGCUAUGUCAUUGGCAGAAUGCCUGAGUCUCCUGGAUGACAAUUUCCAGUUUGAUUCUUCAGAGUUUCCAGCUCCUCCCCCAACAAACAUCUUGGAUACAGAGCCAGACCAGACAGGUUUAGAACAAGCAGAUGGUCUGCUAUCUCCAUUUCUACCAAAUAUUGAGACCCCUCUGGACUUGGAGGAGCAGUGGCAGGACCUAAUGUCACUCAUGGAUAUGCAGCCCAUGGACAUCAACAGUUCAUCCGAGGACCCCCUAUAUUUAAGCAUGGACCCAUCGCUCCAGCAGAAUGAAGGCAUCCAUCAAACAGCUUUUCAGGGUUGUUCUCAAAAUAUGUCUGUCUACAGUCCCACCAUGGAGCAUUUUCCUGUUCCUGACUCUCCACUUCCUCAGCUCUCCUCUCAUAACUCUACUGACCUGAAUUCUACUUUUGGGUUCACAAACUUUUCUGGGAUUUUGUUUCCUUCACAGCAAAACAGUACAGCUAAUGUAACAGCCACUAAUGUUCUGCAAGAUCCACUUAGUGGAAUCCUGGAUGAGGCUUUACUGGAUGAAAUUAGCCUUAUGGAGCUAGCACUGGAGGAAGGAUUUAGCCAAAUACAGGCCUCACAGCUUCAAGAAGAGCUAGAUUCAGAUUCUGGUCUCUCUCUGGACUCUCACCGUAGCCCAGUGUCGCCUAGUGGGUCUGAGACUUCUUCCUCAUCUUCCUGCUCCUCCUCCUCUUCCUCCUCUUUCUCGGAGGAGGGAGCAGUAGGAUACAGUUCUGAUUCUGAGAUGAUGGAACCUGAGGAGUCAGAAGAAUCCAUUAGUUACCAACCAGAAUACAGCAAGUUCUGUCGAAUGAGUUCUGAGGACCCUAGUCGAUUUCAGCGCUUGCUCUUUCUGGAGCAUGUUGGGCACAAUCAUACCUAUAAUAUGGUUCCUGAUGAGCCAGAGGAGGAGCAGCCACAACCGGCAAGAGGCAGCAGCAGAAGACCUUCAGUGUUUUUAGACCGGCAAGCAGGGAGAGAUGAACAAAGAGCAAGAGCUAUGAAGAUUCCUUUUAGUAAUGAGAAGAUUAUUAACCUACCUGUCGAGGAAUUUAACGAGCUGCUAACCAAGUACCAACUUACUGAGGCACAGCUUUGCUUAGUACGAGAUAUUCGCAGGCGAGGAAAGAACAAGAUGGCAGCUCAGAACUGCCGUAAGAGAAAAUUGGACACCAUUCUGAACCUGGAACAAGAAGUUAAGCGUUUAAGUCGAGAACGUAGCUCUCAAUUGAGGGAAAAGGGUGAAAACUUGAGAUCGCUCCAGAGAAUGAAGCAGGAAGUGGAAAGCCUUUAUCAGGAAGUGUUCAGCCAGCUUAGAGAUCAAGAAGGUCGGCCAUACUCUCCUCAGCGAUAUGCCUUGCACUACACUAGCAAUGGCAACAUAGUACUCAUGCCACGCAAUGCAGAGGGCCAACAAAGCCGACGUUCAGAGAGGAAGGAUCGGAGGAAAUGA